This is a messenger RNA of Gongylonema pulchrum, 408 nucleotides long. Lineage: Eukaryota; Metazoa; Nematoda; Chromadorea; Rhabditida; Gongylonematidae. The record is from the annotation of a GenBank genome assembly.
AUGCUAUGUAUUUCUUCCAUAUACAGCAUUGUUGCGCCAGUUGCGGUUCUCGGCAUACACCCUUCCGAUUCAGACAAACCCUUAUUCCUGGGCCUGAAUUACACUUUAUUCCAGUACAUAACACUGGGAUUUCUCGGACUGCAAUACUUCUGGUUCUUUGUUGUUUUUGCUGUUAAUCGACUGGCUGAACCAGUUUUUCCGUGCCGUGCGCGGGACAGCACGGGUUGUAUUCGAAAUUUGUUCCACUUUAUAAUGGCAUGGCCUACGAUGAUUGGCUACUGUAUUGUUGAGCUGUUCGCUUUCCUGGAAGUUACUGUUCGUGGAAAAGCUGUCUGUAGCCAUAGUGCCAGCAAGAAAGAUGCAUUGGUGCAAAAAGUUACUUCGAUCAGUUCAGUGGAUCGCGGCUGA